Messenger RNA from Amoebophrya sp. A120, 13363 nucleotides. NCBI's taxonomy places the organism in Eukaryota, Dinophyceae, Syndiniales, Amoebophryaceae. The record is from the annotation of a GenBank genome assembly.
GAAGUGUACCUCUACCUGUACUUUAUCAAGUUCUUCGUCUUGUUUCUCUAUAUAAACUUUUUCGUUUUUGAUCCUGGUAAGCGCUGUCCCUUCCUAUGUUGAAGAUGUUGCCUUCACGCUUUCUAGCGGCCUCCUGAUCGCACCACCAACAGAGAAGAAUUAGAAGUAGCCUGCCACUAACGCUAUGCCGCUGAUCGCCUACUCCACGGAGUACACCGUGGACUAUGGCCGGGCCCAGCAGGCUGGCGCGGCCGUCCUGGGCAACGCCGCGAUUGCGCCGGUUGCCGACAAGUUCCGGGCGGGCUAUGACAAGGUAAUGAACGCGAUCUCCGGGGCCGUCUGCUCCAACCAAGACCAGCUCCUGGCCGACCCGGUGAUCCGGAGCACCUGGCUGCAAUCCGGGUUGGACCCCAACAUGCAAAUGACAGAUUCCGCUGCCAACGGGAUCUGCGGCCCGGCACCCCAUAUAGACGAGCACAUGGCGCGAUCUCUGUCAAUACCCCGGGAGUGCAAGAACUACGUGGUGCUGCGGGCGCAGGCGGGUGAGUACGCAAAGUCUUCGAUGAUGGCGGAUCCUGUGACUGUCGACGAGGAAAGAGACAGCGCGGAACAGGCAGCAGAGCAGGAACUUGAACAAAAGGAAGGACACGAUGCAAAGCACGGUAGCGCAGCUGGAGAUGAUAGUACCUCGGUGGGUGCUGCUGGUGCAGCAGAAGGUGGAGGGGCUGGAACAGACGGCGUUAAGCAGGACGCACCAGCGACAGGAGCUGGGACAGAUGGUGCGGCGCAGACUUCUGAGCUCGAACUUUCGCGGGUUUCUAAAGUGCGCGGAACUGGUGGCGGUAGUACAAGCUUGUUAUCUUCCGGGGGUGGUCGAGAACAAGAUGGAGAUGGUUUUUAUGCUGUAAAAACAAGUGGCUCAACAGAUGAAGCACGUCGGUCCACUUCGUCCUUCGCAGAUGGCGGGGACAGCGGGAAGAACCCAGACGAAAUGAAAAACGGGGACACUGGUGGCGGGGACGGCAACGAUGAAAAUCAAAAACAAACUGCUGAACAAGAGAAACCUCAACAAGAACAACAAUUGGACCACGACCACGUCGAGAACCAGCAAAAAAAUGAAAAGCAACAGCACGCCGCAGCCGUUCUCGAAGAGGAGGCCAAGGAGCAAGAGAUCUCCGUAACGGACGGCCAAGUCGCGGAAGAGGAACGGCAGGCAGAGGAAAGUUUGAAGGCGGAAAAUACCCAAGAUGAAAAACCCCCGACAAUCGAGGAGAUGUAUGAGCACGACGUGCCGCCAAACGUGAAACAGCAGCUCCUUGACGAACUGGUGAACAUGCGCGCUUUCGUCGCCCAGGAGAAGCUCGCGGGCUACGAAUACCGAAAGUUGGAGUCUUUGGAAAAGCUGUUCCGUCGGAACGAUGAGUUCUCCGUGCUGAGCAAACCGAAGAAUUUCGAUGCAUUUUAUCCAGUGCAAAUAUGUCUGGGUCUGGAAGAAUGCAAGGUUUGUCAUGCAGGUUUUCCAUGACCCAGGAGGCCUGGAAUGCAGCACGUAGCAUGACAAAUUCAGUGAGAUCUCUAUCUUGCCUAUCCUGCAUGAGAAAUUCCCUCUCAACUGGGUAAAAAAGGACGGCUGUUGGUAAUCACGCAGUACAGAUUAACUGCAUGACUCAGAUUUAGUAUGACAAGUUCCAACCUUCCAGACAUAUUUGCAAUGCAUACAUUUUACGAAGAUUUGAAAUCCAAGUUCGGCGAGGAGAGCACCGAGCCGCAGUUUACGGUGAAAGUUCCCGGCUUGGGGUUUGACCCGGGCUUCAAAAUGCCCGAAAUCAGCGUGCAGCAGCCCGAUUGGCUGCUGCAAAUUACCGCACCAGCGCUGGCCGCUCUGAAACUCCAGGUGGAUCUGCAGCCGCCGGAAUUUUACGACUUCAUGCUCGACACGUUUGGCAUCGACAUGAAGUUGAUGAAGCUCAACAUCGACGGCCUGCAACUCGCCUUGACCCCGCCUUUGACGUUUGGGAAGCUGCAGGCGUGGGUGGACGGCCUCGAGGCGCCCGGGGUCCCGGGGCUGAAGGCGCCGGGGGUGCACAUGCCGACGCUGGAGAACUUUUUGCCCGCGUUGAAGAAUUAUUUCGGCGGCUUGGAGAAGCUCCUGGACAUCAACUUAUUGUUUGAAAACCCAUUGGAAUAUCUGAAGGCUUUGUCCCUUCCGGAGGAUUUGCUGCCCUCGUUGGAAAAAUUCAAGAUGAACAUGGGCGAGACCACCGACUUGUUGAACCAAGACUUCGCCGGGGGUAGUGGCGCCUUGCAGUCCGCGGCGGGGAGUGCGAGUCAGGGCAUCAGUAGCGCCCUCGGGGGGCAGAUGGGCGCCAUGUUUGUCGAGCUGGCGCGGACACGGAAUCUUCCGAUGGGAGGGAGCGGUGGAAAUACGGUUUUUUUGAAAGAGAUGCAGUACCAGGAUAUUGUGCUUGGCCGGCAACAUAAAAAUCUGCGUCAUGGAAGUCUGGUGGCGGUCCCAGAGGACGAAGUACUACAACAAAGUCCUGGAACUACGACGACUUCGUUUGCAGGCCGUGGCGCAGCAGCGGCUUCUUCGGGCACCAGUACUGUUUCCGUUUCGUCAUUGACGCUUCCAAAGAAGACUGGCACGGCCACCAACCAGGACAGGAGCCGAGAGCAUCAUGAUUCUGCUUCUAGUCAUAAAGGUGAACCUCUCACAAAGCCAAAGCAUUACGACCACCAUCACCGUGCCCGCCAUCCACCCCCAGGUCUGGUCCAUAACCGCGCCAGGUUCAUCCGCCCCCACUCGUAUUCGAUACCGGGAAAGCAGCUCGUCGAGCUGGCUCAGAGACGAAGGACAAAACACGACGACGCGGCUUCGCAAAGCGGAAACAAGAUGUCCGCUCCGGGCACGAGUUUUGACGAUCAAGGAAGCACUGACAAGCAGAAGGAACAAGCCCCUGCUGCUGCUCGUGUGGACCCGAAAACGCUGACCGAUGAGCAGCUUGAAGCGAUGUUUGCGAAGACGGAAGCGCAACAGAAACUCGAUGAAGAGAUCGCCGCGGCUGAAGCCAGCGCGAAACAACACGAGCUCGAGUACGGGGAAGCGAAGCGAUAUAUGCAGUGCCUCGGGGCCAUGUUUAAAGAAGAGAAGCCGGACAACGUGACCCCGUUUCUCACCGCGGUGAAAGCGAAACCUUACCUCAACGGAGAAAAGUGCGGACCCAUUCACCUCCGCGACCAGAAAGAGCUAGAGCAGUUCGCGCGAAAGCACACGGAACGGCUGAUCCGCGCGUACCGCCCGCUGUACGUACGCUGCCGAAAGCACCAGAAUGUCGAGGAUAAGGUUGGGGAGCGGGAAUUCCCGGAGUCGUACAACCGGAACUGGGAAAGAUUUACCAGAACUGACGAAGAAAAAGAGGCGUUGAAAAAACAGGCGCAGGACAAGGCGGUCGAAUCCCUCGAGCGGACAGAGGAACGAGACCUCCUUUUGGACGGGGAGGAAGAUUUUGUGCAGCCGGUGGACGGGGAGCCAGACCGACUGACCGAUAACUUCUCUUUGCUCGCGAAGGAAGUGAAAAAGUGCGAAGAAAGCGGGAUGCUGGACCCAAGUUCCGCGGUGCAAAAAAAGGCGGUGCAACGACUGGUCACCGGGGCGAACAACAUGGUGGGGAUCGGGGGGCACAAGAAAGAUUGCUUGGAGGUACGAGGAAGUACGUGCUGUUGCAUAGGUGUGCACAUUCUCAUUCAGUGGUUGAGCUCGUUUGUAUUGAAAAUGCACGGUUCUGGACGUGGAAGUCGUAGAAAAAAUGGUCCACAAUCAUAAAACCCGAUGAAUUACAACAAACAUCAAAAAUAAAAAAUACGACAUCACAGCUCUACGGCAAAUUUACGGAGGCAGUCCGGCUGCGCGAAACCAUGCCCGGCAACCCGUCGCUGCACGACGCCGACUAUGAAUUGCAAAAGUAUCGUACUCGUAUAAAUGCAUUACAAAUUUCCUCAGCAUGAGAAAUAAAAUUUGUAAUGCGGAUUUGACUUAACAAAAAGAUUUGUAAUGCAUGAUUGCAAUACGAACGCGAUGCUUUUGCACAGGAUACCGACAGCUUUUUCUCGGACCAGGAGCGAGAGAACGCCCAAGUGCUCGUGUCCAAUGCAAAUAUGUCUGGGUCUGAAAGAGUACAAACUUGUGAUGCGCAUUUCAGAACACCGAAUAAAUCAUGCAUAGGCAGCAAAACUUGCCGGCCCACUUUCUGUCACCAAAAUGGGGGAUUUGUCAUGCGGACUCGGCAUUGCGAGCGCUUCUCCUCGAACCCUGUGAUGCUAGAGCUUUCAUGCCACACCUUCUGUGUCAUGCAACAACAGCAUGACUCUUCCAGACCCAGACAUUUUUGCAUUUGAUAGCUUGUGUCUCGCGACAAAGAAGGCCGGUGGGUGAAGGCCCCAGCUGGGGAAUUUCCGGAGUUCCAGGACACUGAUGACGCCGUCGACCACUUUAGCAGGGUUUCCGGCGACUUCGUCGAGAUCCGCAACCCGGACACAGACAUUGCCCGGAUUCCCGCCGCCUGCGCGUCCGCAGACGAGCCCUACGACUUCGAAUUUUGGAUCUCGCAGCCGAAGGGACGGAGCAUUGACUGGCCGGUGUAUGCAGUGCAACAGGAUACUUAGUGUAUGAUCCUACUCGUACGCCUACUGACUGCAGUUCUUAUGCAGGACACAAUACCUGAAGAUCCUGAGUCAGCUUCUGCAUUACAGGCCCCGCAUCUUAAAUGCAUUUCGUACUAGAGUAAGGUGAAAAAACUUUACAUUUUGUAAUGCAUACCGUGCACCAGGAGCAGAUCCAGGCGGAGCGGGACGAGACCCUGGAUUUUGGGAUGCAGCAGUUCAAAAAGUUCGAAAAAGCGACGGAACCGAUCGAGGACAAAGCGAAGGAAAGUUUGAAAUUGUUGGAUAAGGAAGCUAAGAUGAAUAUGGGGCAGAAAAUCCUCGACAGGUACCAAUACGAGUAUGAGAAAGAGGUCGGGGAGUUGUCUUCCGGAGCCACUAACUCGUCCACCGGAACUACAAAUCAAGGCCCUUUAUGCGAGGACGAAUUCUUGCCGUACAACGGAGAUCGCGACCCUGAGAUCGACGACGGCUUCCAGCAUUGUCCUAACCCGGACCGCCCCUUUGUCCUGCCGGGAGAACAAGCGCGCUGCGCGGACCCCGCGGAGUGUGGACCGGGAGACCAGAGUGUGUGCUGCGGUCCAAAAAGCGCCUUGGAUCUGUUCGCAGAGAAGACGCAGUUUGAAAAAUUGAUGCAGGACGAAGACGUGCCCACCGAGGAGUUCGCAGAGGAAGUCCGGCGCUUUGCCGGCAGACACCCGAUGUGGCUCGCGAAAGUAGAAGAGACAGAGCCACCAGACGUCGCAUCGGUUCCUGUUGUAAAUGGUAAGCCGGACAUCAGCGAGACAGUGCAGAAAAUGGACGGAAUUUUGCUGAACGUCAAGGAGAAACGUAUCGAAGUGGAGGAAAUGCGAAAACUAUCCUGUGCAAAAGUAUCGUACUCGUACUAAUUGCAGAUAUGCAUGACAAAUCCAACUUUAUACCUGAAAUAGCAUGACAAAUUGACAAAUUGACUUUUUUUCUUGGGAGAAUUUGUAAUGCAUUUUAUACUACUUAGUACGAUGCUUUUGCAAUGCAUAAAAACACGACAUCGACAAUCUCAUCGGGGAUCGAGACCGGCCGCCGGACUUGACGACUGCGGACAAACACGCCAAGUACCACAGUUUCCGCCGGAAGUUUGAGCACGCGUUCGCACGAGCGCAAUUCACGGCGAAAGAUGUGCUAUGGAAGCUGGAAGAUAACCCGCCACCUCCACCGGAGGUGGACGAUGUUGAAAAAGGGGAAGAUGUUGACGAUGCCCUGAUCGGAAACGAAGGCGACAACGAUGCAGAUGACGAUGCUGGUGAUGAUGCCGAUGCGGCAGACGGGGCGGCGGGAGACAGCGUUGAAGGCGGAGAUGAAGGGGCGGACGCGGGUGGGGAUGAAAAUGAGCCCGGUGGUGAACAAGAGCCUGGUGGUGCCGCCACCUCAGCGUUGCAAAUUUCAAUGUCGAAAGGAAAAGAACAAGCAACGCAUGAUGGGGCUGCUGAUUUCUUCGGCAAAAGGAAAAUUACUAUUACAGAACGGGGCGGGCCUGUAGCAGGAAAUAUGCCGGGACUGGACCAAGUUCAGAAAACAACAACAAACUUUGCGGAUGACACCACUAGUACGGGAGAUGUGAAGGAUGAUGAUGCGGCAGGAGCUGCUGCCGGGGGUGACGACGCAAACAGUACGGGCACAACUGAUGAUGCGAACGGCACGGCAGACGAUGGUGAUGCGGAUGCUGCAACUACCUCAGCCAAUGGACAAGAACAACAAGCUGCUGUCAAAAAUGCCGUGGACUAUGGAAGUGUCAGGAUUGAAAUCGUCAAAGUUGAAAUAGUUUGCGAUGCAUAAAAUGCAACCCACAAAAUGCCUGUCUUGCAGAGUAGGCAAGGGAGGCCGAUUGUGAGCCUGUUUAGGGUUUGAAAUAGAGCUGCUAAAGUGGCAUGACAAAAGCAGUCUCCUGUGCCCAAACAGCAUGACAAAUUGGAUUCCGGUGCUCGGAAAAUUUGUCAUGCGCCGCUUGAUAAGUGGGCUUUCGACUGGUAUUGGUUUUAUGCAUGACAAUAACUAUUUCAACUUUGACGAUUUCAAUCCUGACACUCCCAUAUGGACGAUGCGAAGUCUAAGCCUCCGUUUCAGUUUGUGAACCUGCGCAAAAUCCACCAUCUCGAGAUUCAGAACUCGCAGUGCAAGGCCGGGAAAUACUUCCUGCACUGCGCGCCGAGGGACAUGGAGAAGAAUAGGAAUGAGUACAAGUGCAAAUUUCUGUACCGGAGUCCUUUACCAAGUAACGAAGAAAAGUCCCACCGGACGUACGAAUACCCGCCGAAGCCGGGCGUUAUCUGCAACGACUUCCACACAGAGAAGGAUUGCCCGGGCCUGACGUGCGAGUGGGACGGGAAGAACCAGCGCUGCGGCACGCGGUGCGGGCGGCUGUUCGGGUCGAGGAAACAUCUGUGCACGCGCGUCCGCGGCUGCCAGUGGAACGAACGGAUGGAGAAAUGCCAGAACGUGUGUACCCGCGCCUCCGGGCCGGAAACCUGCUCGGCGGAAGCGUGCACCUUUGACGAGGCACAGAACGUGUGUCGGGACGCGUGCCACACCUUCCCCGACGAGGAGCACUGCGGCAAGCAACUGCAGUCCAGCCACUGCCACUGGGACCCGCAGGUGAACGGCGUGGGAGCCUGCGUCGACAAGGAGGGGUGCCAAAGUCCCCCACAACCAGACUUCUGCCGGGAGAAUUGCGGGUGCUGGGCGACCCGGGUGGAAGGGGCGAAGCAGUGGGAGAAUACUUGUGGAAAUUUGAUCACAAAAGAAAUCCAGGUGAAAAGAUUCAUCAAUGCCGAUCCCGAGUACGUGAAGAAGAUGAAAAAAAUUCAUGGGGAAAAUUGGACUGCACCUACCGACUGGGAGCUGCUGCGCGACGUGGCGAAGCAGAUAAAACAUCAGCACCCGGUCUGCACGUGUCAACAUUGCGGGGGGAAAUACCACGACGGGUACACUUUUAGCCACAAGGGCCACUUUGAGCACGGGUUCUUGUUCGGGCGCGUGGACAAGGAAGCGGACUGCGCGGGGCAUUGUGACGGAGACACCGGGGGCAACUUGCACUGUGUCGGCUUCACGUUUGACCCGAAAAAUCACUGGUGCUAUCUGUACGCGAACAAGAUCGAGGUGCUGGGCCGGAAUAAGCCACAUGAAAUAGCAGCUGAUGUUGACGCAGGAGCUGGGGCUCCUGGUGCGGGGGCUGAUGAUAAUGGUGCAGCAGGAGGAGCUGCCCAACAAGAAGGUGAACAAGAGGGGGGAAUACACAAAGAGCAAGGAGGAGCCGGAGAUGGAACUAAUAAUACGUCGACAGAACAAGGCGGCGACGGAGGUGGUGCUGCACCACCGGCAGGAGGAGAUAACAAUGCUGCAGAUGAGGGGCAGAACCAGGAGAAGGGAGCUACAGGUGGCAAGAAAAAUAACGACGGCGAUACCUCGUCCUCUCAGUUGGAGAUCGGACGCGCUCGAGAAGUGACUGCGUUCGCUGCAGAUGGAGAUGGCGGAAGUGAGACGAAAAAUGGCGGAGAUGAUGAUAAAAAUGCAACUAAAGAUGAAAUAGAUGAGAAGCCCGCUGGUGCAGUUGCAGGUGGUGCGAACGCCGGUGAUGAUGAAAUAGAUGAGAAGCCCGCUCCUGCAGUAGUACAACCCCCGUCCGGGAGCAAUCUGGAGCACUUCCUGAACGAGUACGAAGAUGAGAUGGACGAUGUAGUAGGCUCGGAGACGAGCGGCCCCCCACGUACCUUUCUCAAAUGCGCCCCGCGGUUCUGCGACGUGAAACACCACGACGAUCGCUACGGGGUCGCGGGUGGGCUGUGUCGCUGCCCGGGCAGCGGCCAGUACCACUGGGUGGGUGACGCGAAAACCUUUUGCGGCACCCAGCCGCAGAAACAGCCAAAGUGGACGCAGCGGUUUGAAAUUGAUCACGAACCAGCAGAAGACGGUGAACAAAAUAAGGAUACCGAGGGAAACGAAGAAAAGCCCCCGAAAGAGCCGAAAGUCGACACGUGCAUCGGCGGCCAGACGCUGGGCGACACGUGUCACUUGCUGACGCCGGGGGAUAAACCCCGGAAAUGGAGCGGGAACGCAGUGACCUGCUCCGCUUCGAAAAAAUUCGAAUGGGAAAAGGCUUUUGUCGGGGUGGCCGGGCAACCGAACCGCAAGCCGUGGGUGGACCCGGAGGUGGUGGAGACGAUUUAUGGGAGACAAAUUUUGUUCCGUAAACGACGUACUAUGACAAAUAGAUUUCGCCAACUUUUUCGAAAGUGCCUCUUGUCAUGCGGAAUAGAUUAGCAGGAAAUAAGCGAAAGUCGUGCAAUUUUGCUUAAUGUAAUGCAGAAACCGCAUGGGGAUGGGUGCGUCUGCGUCGUCGUAUGCGGCAAAUUUCUUGUGGAAGCGAUUGGGAAGCAGGAGACCAAGCCCGCGAUUUUGAAGCGCGUCUGUCCCACCUGCGCGCCGCCUUACCGGGAGAUCUUCCUGCGCGUGCACGACCCGACGCUGCGGGGGGACAAAUUUGCGCCGCUCUGGCGGGGGAUCAGCGGGGACACCACGACGGGGGACGAGAAACGAUACCUGAAUCACGACAAUUGGAACGGAAAGGGCGGAAAUUGGAACGUCUCGCUCUUUUCCACCAUGAAAGACGCGAUGGCCUGCCAAAGGGACGAGAACGUACGGGAGCUGCCGGCGCCGGACGCGGUUUUCGGCGACUGGAAACCCUGUCCGGGGUCGUUAUGCAUUGCAAAAGUACCGUACUCGUAUAAAUGCAUUACAAAUCUUCUCAGCAUGAGAAAUACAAUUUGUAAUGCUGAUUCAGCUUAAAAACAAGACUUGUAUUGCAUGACUGCAAUACGAGUGCGAUACUUCUGCACAGGAUAGUCGUGGCAGUUUGGCGACGCGAUGGACGGAGAGGAAAAGUUUCCCUGGGGCGUGGCCCCGUCGGAGGGCGAGCAGAAGGUGAUGAAAGCCGUCAAGGUGAAAGUCGUCGAAGCCGCGAAAGUGGCGGAAAAGGAAGCGAAGUUAGCUGCGAUGACAAAUAGCAGUGAGUUGGAACUCGGCCGGGAGAAGGUCGUGGAUGUUCACGCCUUCGAGGACAAAACUUCCACCGCCUUCGAAGACAACCUGUUUCAAGACGAUGCUGGCCUGUUGCAGGCUUCAUCAGCAGAAGGGUCUUCAGGAGGUGCAGCAACAGGAACAGCUGGAGAAGAUGAACAAGGGCAUCAAGCCGCACCAGCCGAAGAGCCCACCCACGACUCUCCGGAGCCUGCUCCAGCGGAGGUUCCUGGAAAUCCGGCAGGCGACGAGAAUCCGAUAUACGCCGAUCCGGACAGCGUGACCAUCGAAGAACAGGCGGAGCGGCUGGGGCUGACGAAGGAUAGUGACUAUGCACGGCAAAUUUUGAUUUCCCGUACACGCAGUACAACAAGCAUGACAAGAUUAUGCCGCGCCAUCAUGACAAAAGAUGUGCCGCCCCUUUAUAUGGGGCCGCCCUGCCCUUAGCCUUCCAACAUGACAAAAGUAGAUGUGCCGAGCUUAAUAAAGCAUGCCACUUCAUCCUUGUCAACAUGCUGCGUAGGAUUGGAGGAAAGCUGUGUCAUGCAGAAACAGCAUGAUCAGGUGCACCACGUGUAGUACGGGAAAAAACUUCCUGUGGAUAAUCACGUUACCUGGUUUAUUUACCGCGGCCCGCCCACAAAAGAGGAGGAUUUGGAGCCGGCGGGCAACGACUGCGAGAUCUUCUGGAAUAGUAAUUUAGGCCGGUGGCACAUGGCACGAACGUCCGCACUGGACAAGGCCAUGUACGUGAGUCCGCCUGCCACCCACGUUGCGCCUGACAAGCGCGCGUUACUUUUUCCGGUAAACGCAAAUCUCAUCGUGAAACCACCGGGAGGGGAAGACAUGGAGGAGCAACGGGAAGCACAAGCGGGGGCAGGAGCUGCGGCAGCAGACGGCGGCGGAGCGAACAAUGAUCAAGACGGUGUUGAUGUUGAUAACGAUGGAGAUAAGGAAAAUAACAUCCUCGGCGAUGACGCUUCUGACGCAACUUCGCAGUUGGAGGUGGGGCGGGAAAUUCUUAUGAACUACAAGAGCAAAUCUUCCCGGCGUGCGGCUGGUGGUCCAGGAUCCAGGAGAACGCGACAAGAACAACCUCAUCUCUUCAACGAAGAUGGUUUCUUGGAUGGUGACACAGGAAUAUUCGCAAACGAUGCUCUCUACGACAAUCCCGGCUCUUCGAUCCUGCAGGCUGCGAUUUCUGCUAAAAAAGCGAAGGACAAACAGCGGAAAGGCGAUAUGUUAGCGGCUGCCCUCGCACCGGAACUUCUACAACCGUGGCGGCGAGCGAAACGAAACACGAAGAAACGUGCCUUUUACGAGCGACUGGGCGAAUACUUGUUUCCGCACAGAAAUACGGAAGAAGAUGAACCGACGUCAUUUCAGCAGCAAGAGCCGCCCUCCGCAGGAAGCCAGCACAAGAUGAUGAAGACCUCCACGUUUUUCGGCGGUAAUUUAUCCACCUCGUCCACCGAUGAUCAUCAUCUGCUCACGCAGCCCCCGCGGAAGCUGAAGAUGAAGUUCAUGACGAAGAACCAAAUCGCGCAAGAGAAGCAGCUCGCGUCCUUCCUCGCUAGUACAACGACUACCAGCUUUGAAGGAUCCUUAGGCGGCAUGGCACCGGUCGAUUUGGUCAAGGGUGACACCGAGAAAGUUCACCUCUCUGAUGCCAUUCCGGACAAGAUUGACUUGGAUAUGAACGUGGACAUUGGUUCGCUCGUCAAGAACCCUCUCAGCGUAGUAAACGACGUUGCAGGUCUCGGAGCAAAAUCCGCCUAUGCCGCAAUGACGUACGGCGGCUUGCAUGCGAAAGACGCGUUUGCGUACUUGGCGAACGUCGCCUCGGACAACGUUGCGGCCGGGUACGCGCUGAUGGGAAAGCCGGGGUACGGGGUGCGGUCUGGGGAGGAGAUGAAUUUGUGGAAGAAAACCAGAAGCGACAUCCCCAGCAUGGUGGAACAGAACAACCCGGUAAGUGUAAUUUUGAAGCCAGAGGAGGAGUACAUGGCGGACGUCUCCGCCGACGAGGAGACAGACUUACUCGUCGCCGCCCAGCGGCAGAUAGAGCAGGACCAGGCAGCGGCGCACGCACAGGAGGUGGAAGACGGCGACUUUGCGGGCGACGGCGAUGUGCCGGAGAUUUUGCCGAAGGAGCCGGGUGAAACCGACCCGGCGAUUGAAGGUGCAACGAACAAUCCAGACGACGAAAACCUCCUUGCGGAUGGUCCAGAACUCGAAAACCCGUCGCCAGAGUUGCUGGCCGCCCACAUCCGCGUGCAAAAAGUGAAGCAACUGACGGAGCAGCAAGCGAAGCAGAUCCGCUUAUGAACUCCUGCAAAAGUAUCGUACUAGUAGUAAUUGCAAUUAUACAAAUUGACUCAGCAUGACAAAUGGAAUUUGUCAUGCGGGUUUGCCUAUAAGAAAUGGAUUUGUAAUGCAUGAACGCAAUUAGUACGAGUACGAUACUUUUGCAAUUCAUACCGCUCCCGGCGGAUCAAUUUGACAAAAGACCCGGAGACCGUGCCGACCGAGGAAGCGUACAACGAAUGCUCCCUGGACAUUGCGAAAGCGCUGAAUCUCCAAACCAACGAGCAGCACGCCACGACGCUCCUGGCGAUGGGGCAGCCGGAAGCCGCGAAAAAGUGGACGGACCGAGACCCCUCCAUGGCGCUUCGGGCGUACAAGAGGCUGCAAGAAACGCUGAAUCCGGCCUUUGGCACCGCGUUUGAGGCCGCGUCGACCGCUUCGCAAGCGGGGAAAGCGAAAGCGGGGAGUGCGUAUACGAAAGCGCGGGACCUGGCGAAACCGCUGCUAGGCCCGACGCCGGCAGAAAAGGCGGCGAUGGAGCAGGAAGCGUUCACGGCGGCAAAAGAACGGUACCUACGUGACGAACUGGAGAAAUUGGAAAAACUCGAGGGUGGAGGGGACGGGUCGUCAGGAGGAGCAGGUUCUUCGGCAGACGAGGGGAAGGAGGAGGGGAAUGCCAAUGCGCCGGGUGAAGUAGAUGCGACCGAUGAAGGCCAAAAAGGGUACCUAGACAGAUUGAAGUCUUAUUUCUCUGGUGGAGGAGGCGGAGACGAUGUGUCGUCAGCUUCUGCUUCAAGCGAAGAUACAGGUUCGUCUAAACCGUCCGCAGGGGACGAGGUCGCGCAAAAGCACGCGUGAGUUGUAAUAAACAGAAGCUCUUAAUAAUAGACUCAAACGACGUAGUAGAGUAGAAAUCGUCGAGAACAAGACUGGAGAUGCGCACGAAGAGCUCAUAAGCGAGCCGGAAAUCGGCAGCAACACGGGACAGGAGCGCCAGAACUGCGAAGAAGUCAUGUAGGAUGUAGAUGUGAUUCGUGGUCGUUGUGUGGACACGGUGUAGUUUGGUACCGCCGGCCCUUUAGCACGCGGUUACAUCGAGGAGCUUUUGUUUCUGGUCAUGACCAUCUGGAUUCUGAAAUUGCAAUUUACCGCAAAGCACGGCCUGAUGAACUUUUUUUGCCUUAAAUUCGAUAAUUUUGUUCGAAGAAAGAGAAACUAAGGUGCGCGGGAUGAAAAUAACUACACGUAGAAACUGAAACAAGUUCUUCUGCCCUGUCAGUUCUCUCUGAGAUUAUGUUGUAAGAUUCUGCUGCUCAAAUCCAAAUCAUGAUAAGUCAGAACAAAU